AUGAAAGCGAUUUUGAAAGAGUUCAUCACAAGAAGAUGCGCGUUUUGGAUUACAACGAGUAGUGUUUAAUUGUGUGAAAAUUUACCCAUGUUUAAAAUGAGAAACUAAAUUUUUUUUAAAUGUGUAAUUUAAUUAUUUAUUUUGUUUGGAAAGCACUUUCUCGCUAUUUCGUAAAUCUUUGACAUAUUUUCUAAGUGAAUUUUUUUUUUGUGUGGUCCCUCCACCGCUUAAGAAAAUUUUCUUUAAUAUGUAAAAAACUAUUUGUUAUAGUUAUUUAUGAAGUUUCUUAAUAUCUUUUUUGUGCCCUAUCUACCGCACAAAAACCGGUUUGACUGUACUAUAUAAGUUUAAUUUACUACAUAUAAAUUUAACAACAGGCUAGACUUAUUUGUAGACAGGACUCAACAUAAAUAACACAGGUCGUGGUUAAUUUUCACCGAUUUUCUGUCUCAGUUACGUAUCUUUAGCCGUAUUCGCAUGUUCUAAUUUAUCUUCUUAAAUAUAUUAGAAAAAUAUCCCUAAAAAUAUCUUUCAAGAGGAUAUUUAGCAAUAUUUUUGUGAGGAGGAUAGUGAAAGUUGUGCUAACAUUGAAAAUAAUGAUUUAAUAAAUAUUUUUAUGAUAAUUUAAUAGUGAUUCAAUAGAUAAUUUAAUAAUAUUUAAUAGUGAUAGUGACAGUAGAGAUAUUUUAUUUCUUGUACGAAAAUGUUGUUAGUGACUGGUUAUUGAAAUUGAUAUCGACGAUGAAGACGUUAAUCAUCAACUAUCAAAGCAAAGAAAAAAAAAUCAACAAUUCAAAUAAAUUGGUCUAAGAGGACUGAAAUGCUAAUAUUUAGAAAAACGAUGCCAUUGCAACGAUUUCUGCAAAUAACUAGAUGUUUGCAUUUUACAGAUAAAUUACGCAAAAUAAAACCUGUGAUAAAUUUUUUAAAUCAAAAAUUUAAAGAAGUAUAUUAAAACUAAUGCAGUUGGGACAGUACAUUCGAAUAGAAAGAAUAUGCCAAAAGAUUUUAUUAAAGCAAAAUUAAAAAAGGGAGAACGUAGAAUGAGAAACUGCUAUUUCUACGUUGAAUCUAUUUUAUUUUAUUUUGUAACAUUGAAAAUA
Heterotrigona itama is the source of this 1103-nucleotide messenger RNA. The record is from the annotation of a GenBank genome assembly. NCBI's taxonomy places the organism in Eukaryota, Metazoa, Arthropoda, Insecta, Hymenoptera, Apidae.